AAGAAAUGUUUGAAAUAUAAAUGAACUUCUAAAUAUUUAAGUAUCUCUUGCAUAUUUUAUAACAUUACGUUAUAAGAAUAUGUGUUCCAAUGUAAAGAUUAUAAUCUUCCUUUUUAUAAUUCUUUGUUAAACGACAUUUUUAUUUAAGUAUCUCUGAGUGAAACCAACAAAACUCAUCAAUCGAACUGAACAUUUACUAUGGAAAAUAAAAAAGCUGUAUUGUCUAAAAUAUUGCAAGGUUUCAUUUGGUUUUGGAAAGUGCUUAAACGAUAUUUAAGCAAUUGCACUAUCCAUGGCGUUAAAUAUCUUGUUUCUGAAAAUUGUUUAUAUUUAGAACGAUUAUUUUGGCUUCUAUUUUGUGUACUGAGCUGGUGGGGUUGUGCCGAAGUAAUUAUGAACAGUGUCUCGGAAUAUAAUGAAUAUCCUGUUGACGUUACCUCAGAUACAUUAUACGUUAAUUGGGAAACUCCAUUUCCUUCAAUUGCAGUUUGCAUUAAAUCUUCCAAUGAAUUAAAAAUCAGCUACAAGUUUAAACAACAACCAUCGACAUUGGAAUUUUCAUCUAAAGAAAAACAGGGUGUUACUGCCGAUGAAUUAUUGAAAGCUUAUCAAUCAGUGCAAAUACCAUGUAGAGAAAUAUUUGCUAAUUGCAUUUGGAAUAACGUAAAAUUUGAUUGUUGCAAGGAAUUCAAGGCAUUAAACAAGACCGGCAUUGGUUAUUGUUAUGCAGUUAAUUCCAAACAUUUCAAACCAUAUGACAAUUCAAAUAUUAAAUUUUGGAUUAAUGGUACUACCGAGAGUGGAAAUUUUGUGAUCGAUCUUAUAGCAAAUCAAAAGACAAUAGCUUAUAUUCCUCGGUAUAUUAAUGUAUACAUAUUGGAUAACUUGCAAUUACCGAUAUCUGGUACUUUGGCUGAAUACAUAAUUACAAACAUGAGAAAAGGCAGUUCCACUCGAAUUGAAUUUGCAAUGGUGCCUACACAUAAUGAGAAACAAGUACAAUCUUCUUUAAUACAACAAAGAAAUUGUCGAUUUAGUCAUGAGAUUGAUAAGGACAGUAUGUACGAAAUUUAUAGCACUGAUUCUUGUGCUAUAGAGGUAUAUAUACAAAAAAUGAUUAAGUAUUGCGGUUGCGUAAGUUUUUAUUAUCCUGUUCCUGCUGGUGCAAGAACAUGUAAUUUAACUGAAUUACUAUGUUUAUCAGAAAAUAAAAAGGAUAUUCUAUUGGUUACAAAUGUAAAUAAAAAAUGUUAUCCUCUCUGCGAAGGAACUACAACAAAUGUAUAUCAUAGCAACCCCAUAGAGUACAGUGAUGUAGAUGACGAUAUAAUAAGAAUAGAUCUCAUAUCAUUGUCUCGUCCAUUAGUACAAUAUCGUCGAUUCAUUGUACGCAGUCUUUUAGAUUUGAUAGUUGCAGUAGGAAGUGCUUUAGGAUUAUUUAUGGGUGCCAGUAUUCUCAGUUUCUUCGAGAUACCUUAUUGGUUUUUUCUUCGUCAUGAUGAAAUCGCAUGAAUGAUAAAACCUAAUCAACUCUAUUGAUUUCUUGAUAUAGGCACAUUAUUAGGUUUGUUUAUUUAAAAAAUAAACUAAUAUUAUAAAACACUAUAUAGUAAUUUAGUCAUAAUUCUUAGUAAUAAUCUGAUGAUAUAAUAAAGAUCAA
This is a messenger RNA of Polistes canadensis, 1660 nucleotides long. It is a transcript of the gene ppk13, whose product is annotated as sodium channel protein Nach. Gene Ontology annotation, cellular component: membrane. The coding region runs from base 199 to 1512 and encodes 437 amino acids. Lineage: Eukaryota; Metazoa; Arthropoda; Insecta; Hymenoptera; Vespidae. Gene Ontology annotation, biological process: sodium ion transmembrane transport. Gene Ontology annotation, molecular function: ligand-gated sodium channel activity. The record is from RefSeq and is a predicted model, not a curated record. The transcript is spliced from 8 exons.